Acromyrmex echinatior (Panamanian leafcutter ant) is the source of this 453-nucleotide messenger RNA. RefSeq names its product odorant receptor 10-like. Lineage: Eukaryota; Metazoa; Arthropoda; Insecta; Hymenoptera; Formicidae. Gene Ontology annotation, cellular component: plasma membrane. Gene Ontology annotation, biological process: sensory perception of smell; detection of chemical stimulus involved in sensory perception of smell. The record is from RefSeq and is a predicted model, not a curated record. Gene Ontology annotation, molecular function: odorant binding; olfactory receptor activity.
AUGAUAUGUGCGGUUAUCGAAGUUUGGGGUAAUUUUAUAUUUGUGAUAGAUAAUUUACAUACAACGUUGCCCCAGCUGAUGAUAUCAAUAAAAUACAUUAUCAUUCGACGGAAACAAACAGUUCUCUUGUCAAUUGUAAGUAUGAUGGCGGAAGAUUGGAUGACAUUCAAGCUGGAAGGAGAAAGAGAUGUGAUGAUAAAACGAGCACAAACAGCGCGAUUACUUAUGAUGAUUGGAUAUAUUCUCGUGGUAAUGUCGGUUCUCACACUCAUCAUUCUACCUUGUUAUGGCAUUCAAGUUAUGUAUGUAGCGAAUAUCACGGAUGUACGCAAACUGUUACCGUUGAAGACGUAUCAUUUCUACAAUACAGAUGAAAGUCCGCAAUUUGAAUUGACAUUUUUCAUCCAUACUUUGACGGCCUUAUUAGGAGGUACCAUUUAUAUUUGCCGAUAA